CUACUUUUAUUAUUGUCGUCUUGUUACAGAAGUACAAGAUUACAGCGAUUCUUUGUAGGAAAUCGUCGGGAUGUCUAGACCUACCGCUGCGUCGUGGGUAAGCGAACCGAUGAUGCCCUGGACAGACGGGAAGCCUUGGUUGGCUUCUUCCCACACGCGUGCCAGUCCUCGCGAGGCCCCGCCGAGAAGUUGUCGCUCCUGCUGCGAGGGCCUGAUCUCUGUAACGAGGUCUCCGGGAUCUACCGACGCCUGGAGCGAGGCCGGGACCCUCUUCAGCAGAGACUCGGCUCCCCAACCUCCCCGCCUUUCCUCUUCCGCUCACUCGGUCCCCGGAAGCUCCCGCCGGCGCUCACGCACGCGCGCACUUCGGUUAGGCUCCGAGGAGGGAGAACGGUGGAGGCGUGGCAGCGCGUGCGCAGGGCAAGUGAGGACCGGAACGCCCGUCUCGGCGCGAGAGUCUGUAGCGGUCGCAGUUCCCAGAUAUACUUUUGACAUCAUGGAUCGAUAUGGAGAUAUAUCAGAAGGUGAAGUGGACCAUUCUUUCUUUGACAGUGAUUUUGAAGAUGCAAAAAAGUGUGACAGUAAUUUAGUUUUUGACAAGCAAAAUGAUGACCUUAAGGAAAGAAUAGAUAAGGACACCAAAAAUGUAAACUUGAAAUUUGAAAUACAAGAUGAUGACCUUAAAGAGAGAAUAGAUAAUGAUACCGAAAAUGUGAACUUGGAACUUGGAAUCAAAACAAAGGAAAAUUACCUUACUCAGAAAGGAAAUGAAAGAAAAGCAAAAGUUUCCUCAAAGGAAUACCAUGUAGAAAAUGAUCCUACACAAUCAAGAAGUUCCUCGUUGUCGACUGCUUCUUCAAGAUCAAAAAAAUCGUGUGAUGAUGCAAAAGGACAUAAAUUACACUUGUCUGUUGCAAAUAGAAUUCCUAAAAUUGUAAAAGGUGAGGAUGAUUACUACACAGAUGGAGAGGAAAGCAGUGACGAUGGGAAAAAAUUCCAUGUGAGGGCCAAGUCAGCUAAGCCCUCCAACAACUUAAAAAAAAACGCAAAUAAAAAGUAUUCCAAAAUCAGUUCCUCCUCUUCUUUGUCUUCCUCAUCUUCAAGGUCAAGUUCAGACUGCUCAGAUACAGGAUCCGAAACCCAUAAAUCUGAUUCACGCUCAUCAUCAAGGAAACAUGCUUCUGGUGUAACCCUCUCGUCACCAAAACAGAGGUGUAAAUCAGGAAGAAAAUCAGUGAGUACACAGCCUGCAAGUGCUAAACCAAAAGCUGGUAACUACAAUGAGGAAUCAGAGGAUGCUAUAACAGACGUAACUCCUUUGUCAACGCCAGACAUCAGCCCUAUCCAGUCGUUUGAACUAGGCACGUCACAUGAUCAGAAAGUAAAAGUUAAAAGGCAAGAAAAUGUGAGCCGGGAUGUGUAUGAGGAUGUGGAGCCUUUAAAACAUGAGCCAAGACCUCUGAAAUCAGCCAGAAGGAAAGAAAAGCAAGGGCAGAAUUUUGCUCCAAAAUCAUCAGUGUUCGAUGCAAAUCUAGACCAUAGAUCCAAACAGAAAGUCUUACAUGACACCAUGGACCUUAAUCAUAUGCUGAAAGGCAGAGGACGUAGCUCAGUAGUACCGUGCUUGGCUAGAAUGGACAAGACCCCGGGUUCAGUUCCCACCACCACCCAACAAAAAUCAUUUGCUUUUCUGCAGUUAGAUAAAAAGGGACCACAAAAACAUCACUUUGAGCAGCCUUCUGUAAUGCCCAGGAAAAACUACUCUUUCACAAGAGAAGAGGUGAGACAGAUCGAUCGGGAAAAUCAGAGGCUUCUGAAAGAACUGUCAAGACAGGCUGAAAAACCAGGAAGCAAAAGUACAAUUCCCGGAAGAUCGAUUGGCCAUCCCCCUAAGUUAUAUCAUAGUGCUCUCAACAGACAGAGGGAACAACAAAGGAUUGAAAGAGAAAAUUUGGCUUUAUUGAAACGGCUUGAAGCUGUGAAACCAACAGUUGGCAUGAAGCGCUCUGAACAGCUGAUGGACUAUCAUCGAAAUAUGGGUUAUCUCAACCCUUCACCAUCCAUUAGACGAGUGAGAUCUACUCUUGGCCAUUAUAGCCCACUGAGAGGAGCUUCCAGGACAUCCAGUGCGACCAGUGGCUUCAGUUGUAAGACUGAUCGAUCAAUGUUAGAUGCAACCAGUGGCUUUUUGCUAAGACCGAAACCCCCGAAUGUUCGUACUGCUUGGUUGUAAAACCUUUUUUUACAUUGUUCAUCUUAUUUUAACAAUGUAUUUUUAUGUAUUACUGUAACUCUUUGUAAACAUCUGUAAUACUUUUUUCAACAAUUUAUACAAUAAUGAGUAUAAUUUAUUGUUAUUCAGAGCAAAAUUGUUACCAAAACACACUUUGACGUAAAAAUCAGUGUUUCGUAUAGUGGCGUGUGUGUAUAGGAACUCUGUGUGUUUUAACAGAGAGCAGUGUUGUGCAUGGCUCUUUCCGUGGAAAUUCACUAGUGAUGCUGACAAACGCUGAUGAUCCCUGUGGAGCCAGGACACUCACUCUGCUUACUCUGUUGUUUUCAGUUAUUGUAAGCAUGACUGUAUGCAUCUCAUGCCUCUGUGUCUUUAGAGUGCCUGCCACAUGAGCCAUCACUUGGUUAUGUGAUUGUUACACUCCUUAGGAAAAACAUCUUGAAAUUUGUUUUCAUGGACGAGCUGAUUUCUAUUUGAUGAGGAGGGUGAGCAGCUUGUACUGGUGCAGUUCUUGAUUCACCAAAGGUUCCUCUCUGUUAAGUUUGAUUGGCCACUCCACACCAUUUCACACUGGAUAACUUUUUAUGCAGUCAGGUAAAGUACUCACGGAUUCUGAGGAAAGAGGUGGCUUUAACAGCCUACUGUAAUCCUGUGGCUGAUUUGUAGCCAGAUCAUUUGCAUCAUAAACAAAAGCAAAUAUUUGUUGGGUCAGUGAGCAAUAUUCCAAGCUUGAAGAACCAAGAAGCAGCCCCAGGGUAUGUUAGCGAGUGUCUGAAAUGAUACUGUUAGUGUGUGCUGUCAUUGCGUACUUGCUGUAUUAAUAGAAGGUUAGAGCCUGGAAGAAACGCUUUAGAAAAACCAGUUAUAAACAAGAAAAACUAAUCACAUUUCUUACAGCUACUGCCUUAAACAUUUGUGAAUUUUCUUGGUUUAUUUUGGCUAAAUCCGAGAAGCACCAUUUUUACUAAUCUGACAUCUGAAGGCCUAUUUAUCCUGCUGGGCUCGUGACACAUGACACAUAGAUGCAAUAAAUAUAGUUGACUAUGAAGACUGAAAUAUGUUUGUGUCAGCCUGUAGACUGUUACUUUAUGAACAAAGUGAUAUUUCAUAGUCUUAACUUUUUCAUUGCUGGUCUUGUUAGUGUACCUUUAGGAUGUAUAAAUAAAUUUCAUAGUCAGUGACACGUUUUUCUUGAAAUAGGAAUUAUCUCCAGCCGCAGUGAGCUCUGUCAGGUUUCAGUGCUCCUGCAGUGUGGCAUGUCUGCCACACCUGCGUCUCCCUCGUUAGCACCAAGGCCGCCUGCACUUUACCAAUGCCAGGUCAUACGAUGUUGGUCUUGGUUUAAUAGGUUGUGUUUUAGAUAGAGCAGCAAAGGUUGGGAAUGAUGAGGCUAAAAAGGUUGCUGAGCACAUACACCAGACACACAUAUGGUAAAUGUGCAUACACCACAUAUACACAAACACACACAUAUGGUAAAUGUGCAUACACCACACACAUACACAAAUACACAUAUGAUAAAUAUGCAUACGUCACACAAUACACAAACACGCCCAUACAAACGGUAGAAGUGCAUACAUCACGCACAUACACCACGCACACAGUGGAUGGAACACAGCACAACUGAAGGUUUCUCUGCUGCUUCCUGGGGACUGUAACAUUAUUUGAGAUCUGUCUCUUUGUUCUAGUAAACAAGAUUUUAUAACUGCUUUAUAUAACCUUCAGCUAUAUAAACAAAGGUUUUAUUUUUGUCUUAAUUUUUUAACUUUUAAAGUUUGUGUGACAACAAAAUGCAGCAUUUCGGCAUUUGCCCAAUAGUGAGUCAGUCACUUUUUACAAUGUAAGUUUGAGGGGAAAAGUGUGUAUAUAUAAAACAUUUUAUGUUCCCAGUGGCAUACCCUGUGAGUACAUUUUAUUUGAUCUCUCCAAGUUCCAUAGAAAAGCUGUACUUUGAUUUUAAAUGCUAAUUUAUGCCUUAGUUUUUACUAUUUGAAAGAAGUUUGUCUAAGUAUUACUGAUAACAGGGAUUCAAGAGAAAAGCAACCAUCUUUUAAAAACAGUUCACAGUGUUGUAAAUGCUACAUGAUGGUGGUAGGUGGAUGGAUAGGAGCUCCAAACAGAAUUCUCUGAUGUGCCUAAGGUGAGGAGGCAUUUGUAGCAGAGGUGUCGUGAGUGCAAGAGUGUCUCCAACUUCCCCAGCACAAUCAACACUGUGGAGGGCUGUGGGCAGGGGCCGGCUUGUCCUUACUGAAGCUCCGCACCUGCAGCUGGAAAGCAUGCUGGUCCGUGGCCCGUGGCCAGAGCUCACUGAGAACUGUUCUCAUCUCCGUCAGAUGCUAUUACCUCCUUUUCUAGUAAGAUUUGGUCAAAGAUUUCAAACUAUUACAAUUAUUUCUUAAGGAGUAGCUACUACCUCUUUCUCCCCCAGUUUUUUCGGUCUCCAUUAAGAACUGGUCUUGACAGUUAUUCCACUAAACUUUGUGGUUUGCCUGUAAGAUAAAGCCAUGCAGCUGUGUCCCACCCAAGCCUCAAAACGGAUUGCACAGCUUCGAAAGACGACUGUCUAGGUCUGCUUCUCACCUCCAGAUGGAUGCAGCAGCUCCAGAGUAUUAAGGCUGAUGUAGAGCUGAAGAUGAAACUUUAUCUUAGUUAGCAAUCAAACACUGUGUCAUCUUAAUGUAAGUGACUGUAUACCGUCAUAGAAUGUGCUCACUGCUAAUGGCUGAAUUGCUUAUGUUCAUGAAUAAAGAUUAGCAAACUUUUAAACCA
Molecule: messenger RNA, 4999 nt
Organism: Microtus ochrogaster (prairie vole)
Lineage: Eukaryota; Metazoa; Chordata; Mammalia; Rodentia; Cricetidae
Gene: Cfap97
Product: cilia and flagella associated protein 97
Biological process (GO): spermatogenesis
Source: RefSeq, a predicted model, not a curated record